CGAUUUGGGCCGGCCAUGGAGGUCGGAGUUAUCGAUGUCGAGCGGCAGUUGCCCUUCUCGAACUCAUCGACCAUAAAAGCGCCACAAUCCCUUGCGAAAAGGAUCAGAUUGCUGAGCACCAUGGCGGCGAUCGCGAGCUCCCUCGUCUCCGUCAACGGGCCUUACCUCCAACGGAACUCCGGAAAUGCGUUGAAGAUGUCGGAGAAAUCUUUUGUCAUUUGCCAUCCUCUCGGUUUGUCUUCUGCUCCUCUUCGCCGAAAGAGUGCUGGAGUCGCAAUUCCCAAAGGUCGAUGCAUUCCCAGAGCUUCUUAUAGAGAGGGGGGAAGGUCAAGCACUGCGAGCUCAUUCAUUGGUGGCUUUUUGCUGGGAGGAAUGAUGGUUGGCACACUUGCUUGUGUCUAUGCACCUCAGAUCAGCAAAGCACUGGCUGGCACAGACAAAAAAGAACUUAUGAGGAAGUUGCCAAAGUUCAUCUAUGACGAGGAGAAAGCUUUGGAGAAAACCAGGAAGGUGCUGACACAAAAGAUUGAUGAACUUAACCUGGCUAUCGAUGAGGUUUCUUCUCAAAUCCAUGCAAAUGACAAGCCAAAUGGAGUGGCAGUGUCUCCUGAUGAGAUUGAAGCUGCUAUAUGAAUAUCAACUAUGUCCAGCAGUUGUGUUCGCUAAGCUAGUUCUCCCUUUGCCGUCUGCUUCUUUUCAAGUUGCAACUUGUCGAUCGGUUGGAACUCGUCAAUGAAUAAUAUGGUUCUUGAUUCACUAAAAUAUGUAAACCCUAGCCGCUUGGUUGGGUUGCAUGGAUUGUUAGACUUUAUGAUUGCAUCACAGUGAAAUUUAGUUGUAAGUGUUUAUUAGAA
Molecule: messenger RNA, 854 nt
Organism: Zingiber officinale
Lineage: Eukaryota; Viridiplantae; Streptophyta; Magnoliopsida; Zingiberales; Zingiberaceae
Exons: 5
Coding region: 16-633 (205 amino acids)
Cellular component (GO): chloroplast thylakoid membrane; chloroplast inner membrane
Source: RefSeq, a predicted model, not a curated record